GUGUCAAUUUAAUGUUAUUUUUCUUCCUUUUAUGUACUGAAACAAGCUUCUUAGUGGGUUGGAUUUGUUUUGUUCUGUAAGAGUUUAAGAAGUAAGAACAAUGGUCUCGAGAUCGUAUUCAAACCUUUUGGAGCUCGCCUCAGGUGAGGCUCCAUCGUUUGGCCGUAUGAGCCGUCGACUUCCCCGUGUAAUGACUGUUGCAGGCAUAAUAUCAGACCUUGAUGAUGACACAGCUGAUAGUGUUUGCUCUGAUUCUUCUUCCUCCUCUGUACCUAGAGAUCGUAUCAUCGUAGUAGCUAACCAACUUCCAAUUAGGGCUCACAAAAAACCUGAUAACAAGGGUUGGACUUUCAGUUGGGAUGAAGAUUCACUUCUUCGUCAGCUGAAAGAUGGUCUUGGGGAGGAUGAAGUUGAGGUCGUUUAUGUAGGUUGCCUGAAGGAAGAUGUUCACCCCAAUGAGCAGGAUGAUGUUUCUCAGAUCCUGCUUGAGUCUUUCAAAUGCGUCCCCGCAUUCAUUCCACCUGACCUCUUUAGUAGGUUCUAUCAUGGGUUCUGUAAGCAACAGCUGUGGCCUUUGUUCCAUUACAUGUUGCCCCUGUCGCCGGACCUUGGUGGUCGUUUCGAUCGGUCCCUAUGGCAGGCUUAUGUCUCGGUUAAUAAGAUAUUUGCUGAUAGGAUCUUAGAAGUGAUCAACCCAGAAGAUGAUUUCGUCUGGGUACAUGAUUAUCAUCUCAUGGUGUUACCAACAUUCUUGAGGAAGAGGUUCAACCGGGUGAAGCUUGGGUUCUUCCUCCAUAGUCCGUUUCCAUCUUCAGAGAUCUAUAAGACAUUGCCUGUCAGGGAAGAACUCUUGAGAGCCCUUUUGAAUUCUGACCUUAUUGGAUUCCACACAUUCGAUUAUGCCAGGCAUUUCCUCUCAUGUUGUAGUAGAAUGCUUGGGCUCAGCUAUGAAUCCAAGAGAGGCUAUAUUGGUCUUGAGUAUUAUGGCCGAACUGUUAGCAUCAAAAUUCUUCCUGUUGGCAUCCACAUGGGUCAGCUCCAAUCAGUCUUGAGCCUUCCAGAGACUGAAGCUAAGGUCGUAGAGCUCAUUAAGCAGUUCACUGAGAGGGGAAGAACAAUGCUGCUUGGGGUAGAUGACAUGGACAUAUUCAAGGGGAUCACCUUGAAGCUGUUGGCUUUGGAGCAGUUGCUUUUGCAGCACCUAGAGUGGCGUGGGAAGGUCGUUUUGGUGCAGAUAGCCAAUCCAGCUAGGGGCAGAGGAAAAGAUGUGCAGGAAGUUCAAGCCGAGACUUACUCAACUGUGAAGCGGAUUAAUGAGAGAUUCGGACAACCCGGAUAUGAACCAGUCAUCUUGAUCAAUGAGUCGCUUCAGUUCUUUGAGAGAGUUGCAUAUUAUAUGGUUGCUGAGUGUUGUCUGGUAACUGCUGUUAGGGAUGGGAUGAACCUUAUUCCAUAUGAAUACAUCAUUAGCCGGCAAGGCAAUGAAAGAUUGAACAAUGCUGUGGGAAUAGAUCCAUCAUCCUCAAAAAAGAGCAUGCUAGUUGUAUCUGAGUUCAUUGGGUGCUCCCCUUCUCUGAGUGGUGCCAUACGAGUUAACCCUUGGAAUAUAGAUGCAGUGGCAGAUGCAAUGGACUGUGCCUUGGAGAUGGCAGAGCCUGAGAAACAGCUCCGACAUGAAAAACAUUAUAAGUAUGUCAGUACUCAUGAUGUAGGGUAUUGGGCACAUAGCUUCCUACAAGAUUUGGAGAGGACAUGUAAGGAUCAUUUAAGGCGGAGAUGCUGGGGCAUUGGAUUUGGGUUGGGGUUUAGGGUUGUGGCCCUUGAUCCAAACUUCAGGAAGCUUUCAAUGGAGCACAUAGUGUCUGCAUAUAAAAGAACUAAAACUAGAGCAAUUCUUCUAGACUAUGAUGGCACUCUGAUGCCUCAGGCUUCUAUUGAUAAGAGCCCAAGCUCUAGAUCCAUUGAUAUCUUAAACAGCCUGUGUAGAGAUAAGAACAAUGUCGUCUUUCUUGUAAGUGCUAGAAGCCGGCAGACCCUCAGCGAAUGGUUUUCUCCAUGUGAGAAUCUGGGAAUCGCAGCGGAGCAUGGCUACUUCUUCAGGCUCAGGCGAGAUGCCGAUUGGGAAACAUGUGUACCAGUGGCUGAUUGUAGUUGGAAGCAGAUAGCAGAACCUGUCAUGAAGCUGUACACUGAGACAACUGACGGGUCCACAAUUGAAGACAAGGAAACAGGGUUGGUAUGGUGUUACGAGGAUGCGGAUCCUGAUUUUGGAUCUUGUCAAGCUAAGGAACUUCUUGAUCAUCUUGAGAGUGUCCUUGCAAAUGAACCGGUCUCCGUCAAGAGUGGGCAGAAUAUUGUGGAGGUUAAGCCACAGGGUGUAAGCAAGGGGCUUGUGGCAGAACGCCUUCUUUCCACCGUGCAGGAGAAAGGAAUGGUACCUGAUUUUGUUCUCUGCAUAGGUGAUGAUCGAUCUGAUGAAGACAUGUUUGAAGUAAUCACUAGAAAUAUGGCAGGAUCAUCUUUAACCCCAAUGGCAGAAGUGUUUGCAUGUACUGUUGGUCGCAAACCCAGUAAGGCCAAGUAUUAUUUGGAUGAUACAGUGGAAAUUGUUAGACUAAUGCAGGGGUUGGCAUCUGUAUCUGAACAAGCAUACCCAGUUUCUUAAAAAUUACAAGUCUAAAGAAGAAAGCAAGGUGCAUUGAUUCUUCUAAUCCCUGUCAACUUGAAGCUAGGUGGUGGGGUCAAUUUUUCCAUUUUGGUGUGUAUUCUAGUUGCUGUAAAUUACUGUAGUGUUAACAAAAAGAGCUAUAUAUCUUUGUGCUAGUAUUUGAUCUCCAUGCAAUAUCACCUGUAAAUAGAUAUUUACAUUAUAAUUCCAAAGUGUGUUUCUCAUUUGCA
Messenger RNA from Telopea speciosissima, 2898 nucleotides. RefSeq names its product alpha,alpha-trehalose-phosphate synthase [UDP-forming] 6-like. Bases 101 to 2665 code for a protein of 854 amino acids. The transcript has 3 exons. Gene Ontology annotation, biological process: trehalose biosynthetic process. Gene Ontology annotation, molecular function: catalytic activity. The record is from RefSeq and is a predicted model, not a curated record. Gene Ontology annotation, cellular component: cytosol. NCBI's taxonomy places the organism in Eukaryota, Viridiplantae, Streptophyta, Magnoliopsida, Proteales, Proteaceae.